AAAGCAUGCGUGAUCUAUGGCUAGCUUUUAUGACCAGAAAGCUUGAUUGAUGCCGCGCGAUCAGACAGAUGUCAAGCGGCCAUACCCUCCACAAAAGAUCGACUGUACCUAGUCUACCCAAUACUACGCCAUGAAGGAACAAAACAUAACGGUGGCACUGCGUGUGCGGCCGAUCAACCCCAGAGAGGUCCGCUCCGGAGCUAGGCCGAUAGCUCGCGUCGUCGACAAGAACCUGGUGGUGCUAAUGGACCCCAACCGAGACAGCGACGAUAUCCUGCGGGCCAAACGGAGCCAUGACCACAGCUACAUGUUCGACGUGGCGUUCUCCCAGCGAGCGACGCAGAGAGACGUCUACCAGCGGACAUCGCAGGGCCUCGUCUCCAAAGUCAUCAGAGGAUACAAUGCUACAGUCUUUGCCUAUGGCCCCACUGGGGCUGGUAAGACGUACACGAUGCUGGGAAAGACGGGAGAGCCGGGGAUCAUGGCCCUCACUCUCUCCGACCUGUUUGCCAAGAUGGAACAGAACCAGGCUACCAGUCGCUACAGAGUCACCAUGGCUUACCUUGAGAUCUACAAUGAGAUGGUUCGUAACCUGCUGGGUCCGUCAGUUGGUAUCCUGGACCUGAGAGAAGACGCCCACGGAGCCACAGUUGUCUCGGGGCUGACUGAGGUGGAGGUGCAUGAUUCAGACGAGGUAAUGGAUCUCCUCACUCGAGGGAACCUGCGGAGGACUUGUGAACCUACUGCCGUGAACAAGACAUCGUCUCGCUCUCAUGCCGUUCUCAAAGUGACAGUUGAGCAGCAGAGUCGAGUGCUCAACAUGUGCCAGAAGAUUAGGACCGGAGUUCUGUUCAUGAUCGACCUGGCCGGCUCAGAGAGAGCGGCCAACACAGGAACCGGGGACUACGAAUGAAGGAAGGAGCCCACAUCAACGGUCGCUACUGGCGCUGGCCAACUGCAUCAACACUCUCAGCAGUGGAGGACAGUAUGUCAACACAGAGACAGCAAACUGACGCGACUUCUCAAAGACGCCCUCAGCGGGAACUCUUUCACGGUCAUGAUCGCUCACAUCAGUCCGGCCAGCAGCUGCUACGAGGAGUCAAAAAACACUCUGAAAUAUGCCGACAGAGUCAAACACCUGAAAACCAAGGUGAGCAGUAAUGGUGGUGGGAGGUGGACCAGCAUGUGUCGAGUACCAGGCAUGUAUGGAGUCAAUGAGGACUCGUAUCCUGGAGCUGGAGGGACAGCUGGAGUGGCGGGAGGGAGAGGGAGACAGUCUGUGUACUGAUCUCAGAGCUAUGCUCAAGGAGGAGAAGACUAUCAGGGAAGAGAUGGUGAGUGUGGAACACAGACUACUCUUGAACGCCGUGGAGAGGCAGAAACACACGGCUACAAUCAGGCUCCUGUGUGUGGCCUCCACACCCUCUCCCCUCCCUCCCUCCUCCCUCUCACCCCUCCCCACCACACUCGAGGACACCGGGCUGGCUUCUCUGCUGUUCAAACGAUCGUCCAAUUGGUUUGCAGAGCCAAGUCACAUGACCGAACCCUACCUCAGCAUGGAGGAUAUCACUGCUCCUCGGGGAGUCACAUGA
Molecule: messenger RNA, 1592 nt
Organism: Geodia barretti
Lineage: Eukaryota; Metazoa; Porifera; Demospongiae; Tetractinellida; Geodiidae
Source: the annotation of a GenBank genome assembly